UCUCUUUCUCUUUUUUUUACCUCAUUCCUUCUUAUUUUUUUUUUACUUAACGUACUGGGCUCUUCUUCCUUUUACAUCCUUAUUCACGUUCACGUUCACAUUCACACCCAUUCGCACUCCCAUUCCCAUUCUUUUGCCUUGCCUCACCACUAAACUACCCCCGAUACCUUAUUUUUGUUUAUAAAAAUGGAGUCCUAUCCUCUUGAAGCAGUACCUGGAACUGGUGAGGUUCAUAUGGCUUGCUUCACGUCCGUUAAAAAUGCACCUGAGCUCAAGGAGCGCCUCCAAGCUCAGGAUAAGACGUUGACCUUCGCUAUGGUUGAAUCGAAUUUGAUCAUGGAUGUAUUCCAGCUUCUAACAGCAGCUACCAAGGCUGCAAAGGAUCAUGAGGCUGGGAAAUUGAGUACUCAAUCACUCAGUUCAGAAAUCAUUUAUAACCUCUCACCUACUAGAAACAUCGCAGAAUCUCUGAAACGCUUUGGAAUCAAUGAAGACACAACGUCCUUAAUAGCAGUCAAGAUUGGUGGCAACCCCGACGAAGUUUUGGAGGAUAUGUCCAAGACAGUAGAUGGGAUUCUGAUCUCGUUUUCAAAACUAGAUCAAGAGAAGGAUAUGGUUAGGCUUCGCCAGUACUACAAAAUUGAUCCCAAGGUGACAGAGCAUAAGGAUAUUUUGAACUGGAUAAUCGGAGCAAUGGCAAUGAAGAAUAUUCAAUAG
This is a messenger RNA of Lobosporangium transversale, 717 nucleotides long. Its product is annotated as kinase binding protein CGI-121-domain-containing protein. The record is from RefSeq and is a predicted model, not a curated record. NCBI's taxonomy places the organism in Eukaryota, Fungi, Mortierellomycota, Mortierellomycetes, Mortierellales, Mortierellaceae. Gene Ontology annotation, cellular component: EKC/KEOPS complex; nucleus; cytosol. The coding region runs from base 187 to 717 and encodes 176 amino acids. The transcript is spliced from 4 exons. Gene Ontology annotation, biological process: telomere maintenance via recombination; tRNA threonylcarbamoyladenosine modification.